ACGCUCUCUACAGACCCAGCGUCAAAGUCUGCCCAUAUUUAAUAACAGAAACCACAUACUGUACUUGUUAGAAAAGUACCAGACGUUGGUAUUGGUCGGCGAAACAGGUUGCGGCAAGAGCACUCAAAUACCGCAGCUGCUUCCCGAUUUAAUCAGGCUGCCGAUGUAUGUACACAAAAUUUAUCUAAAGAUGUGACUAGGAAUUGAUAUUACCUACGCUGAUUGAAUCAGUUCAGUGCCGUUUUUUCGAGUGCGUUAGUGAAAACAACCUGCAGCCUAUAUCAUAAUUCGUCGAGACGCAUCUUCUUGGAUAGGAUGAACCGAACGCGCCAGACCCAUUAAACCCUGCUCUCUAUCACUAAGGCGCGCCAGUCAAACUAAGACCACCGAAGUUUCGCCCCCGUACCACUCUUCCCCCCGAAAAAAAUGGUAGGACCCUCAUCCCGCGUCAGCAAGGGCCUCGUGACGCUGCUCGUGCUGCUGCUCCUCUACUACGCCUUCAUGGACUACAACCUGUUCUUUCGCAUUAAAAAUUAUCCAGUCGGCGACGCCAUCAACGGUUCGUCGUACGGGUACGUCUCGUGGAUCGGUUGCGACGUCAAUCCCCUCUGCGACGUCACCGUCAAGGCCGUCCUCCUCGACCAUACCAACUUAUACGUGUUCGCGCCAUUCGUCACCCUCUUCGACGACGUUUUCCAAGUAUCGGCCGUUCGGUUCAUCACUCCCAACGCGAUCAGUUGCUUCCAUAUCGGAGUGGCCGUCGCGAGCGCGUGGUGCGUCGCCGGUGAUCGUCUGGCCUCUCGACGUGUCGGCGUCGUCCUUUUCGAGCUCCGCACUUGCCUCGACGACCUCGACGGUUACGUGGCGCGCAAGCGCAAACACGUCAAAGGGGAGCAUUCCGACGUCGGCACCGUCGGUUAUUACGUGGACGGCAUCUGCGACGCGAUCGGUUGCGCCGCCCUCCUCGUGGGUAUGCUGUGGUAUCUGCGCAAUAACCCUCCUAGGCGCGGUUACGUUCAAUUACCGUCGACCGAUGUCAAACCGAGACCCCAAAAUGUCGUCACGAAGCUCGGCUGUUUCACGUCGCAGCUGGUCAUCAGUUCUAUCGCCUGGAACCGCUACAUUGCCCUGUAUCAGAACUUGCUGGAGACGGGUGACGCACCAGGACGUCCGAGGCGCGACGCCGUAUUCGAGAGCACCGUUUUCUUCGCCGUGUCGUUUCUCUGGCGAAUGUUCAACGUCCACAACAUGUUGCACUGCGCUUUACUCGCGAUCUUCUGCGAUAAGCUCUGGGAGUUCCUGUGUCACGUACAGUAUGUCGGCUACGCGGUUCUUCUGUGCGUCAUAUGCGUCACGGAAGCGCACUACGUGCACGCGAAAGCCUACGUACUCAGCACCGUCCGGUAGGGUUCGGCAGCAAAGAGAUUUGAUCCCGAGUUAGAUUCGUAUUUUUCAUCGCUCAUGGGAACGAGUCGUGCUUUUGCGGCAGCCUCUACACGGAUUUGUCACAGAAUCGACCAAACUGUUCGUUCUAAAAUUUUCGGGUGGGCUCUUAUCCCCUUGCGUACAUUUUAAAUUUGAGGAAGUCUACCUACCUUUUUCUUGAAAAAAAAAAUUUCUAUGGAAACAAGGAAGUUAACGUUCACCCAGAACCUUUUAAAUAUGUUAACCGAAACCGCCUUGUGAUGUCAUGUCAUGUCAUCAUUUCGAACAUGGUUUUUAACAAAUAAGUCGUCGGCGUUCAACAUGGCCGCUGACAUUACGUAAGUGGCCGCUUAGAGAGUAAAGUAAAGAGGAUUUAUCACCAGUUUUAGCGAUAUACUAUCGUUGAAUAAUUAUAAGCAUAAUAACAUUAUUAAAAAUGGGUCAAGUGUGCUGAUAUCGCUGUUUAAAAAAGUACACUGCCGUCUGCGAAAUAUAUGUGCUUGCGUUUAAGAUCUUUCUUUCCAUUCUGAACAAAAUUCUCAUUUAAGGUGUGUGCAAUUGCACCCUAUUUACGGCCUUUAAGUUAUCUAAUAUGUUCUUAUAUUUACAUUUACAACAAAACUUUUGUUUAUACAGGGUAUCCCAAUAGUGAUUUGUAAUUUUCAUACAUUACUAGCAUUUUCCAAUUAAAUUUAUUCUAUUCAAAACAACAUAUGUAUAAUGAACACAAACAAAAUUGCAAAUAUCUCGGAUAGCAUAACAGUAUACAAAAUAUAUUUGGAGUUUAAGGUAGAAUCCAAAUAUACAAAUAUGGCAUACCCUGUAUACAUGAAAAUAAUUUUGUUAUGUCACAUUGCAUAAAGUCAGUUUAACUAAGCGAUUUUUGUAUAGUGUUGGACCGAAUAUACAUUUUAUUACCAAAAAUUAUUGAUCUACGUAAUAAUGAUGUCAUAAAUUGGUUGCUGGGCGACACUGGUUGCAAAUCGUACACGAGUGAUUUAUAGCUAUCAAAUCGGAGGCAAUAAAUUCAUAACAAUACAUAAAUCAUGAAAGGCUUUCGUUCGUUACUUCUAAAAAAAUCGUAGCAGGCUAUGAUUUAAUGUCUUUGUAGUAGACAAUAAAACUUGGCGAUAAGGAAUAAGGAUUAUUUCGAACCGACUAUUUAUCAUGAUGGUGACUUUUUUCUGAUCGAUUUUCUAGUCAUUUUUUUUCCCCACGGAUUGGUCGUAAUUUUAAGUUUUUAUAUAUUUCGCGUAUACUUUUGUUCGGCGAGACAACGACGUAAAAAGACAAGUUGAAUUUAACCUCGGCUGUUGGUAUCUACAUUAUUUUAUUAUUCAUUCGAGUGCGGUAGUUUUAGUUUUUAGAAACGACCACUGUAUGACUGAAAAAAUAUUCACGACAAAAUAUGCAUAGACGUAAUUGAGUCAGUACUUAGCUUUUAUACUGGAUGUUUAAGGUGGCGAAUUUUGUUUAUUAACAAACGGGUUUUUUUAAUUUAGUUGUAA
Molecule: messenger RNA, 2933 nt
Organism: Cylas formicarius (sweet potato weevil)
Lineage: Eukaryota; Metazoa; Arthropoda; Insecta; Coleoptera; Brentidae
Gene: Cpes
Product: ceramide phosphoethanolamine synthase
Exons: 3
Coding region: 427-1407 (326 amino acids)
Biological process (GO): phospholipid biosynthetic process
Cellular component (GO): membrane
Molecular function (GO): phosphotransferase activity, for other substituted phosphate groups
Source: RefSeq, a predicted model, not a curated record